AUGCUAUGCUGGCGUUUCGAUAUCCUCGGUGAUAUCCAGGAUAAGUCGUGGUGUCAUCUUCAAGAAAUGUCGAAUAGCUGUGUCACACGUUACACUGCUGGUGCAUCUGAUAAUGAAAUAUUGGUUAAGAUGCCAGAGGAAAAGAGGACAUUAAGGAGAUCUGAUGAAAUUCGAACGAUACAUUUGAGGAUAUUAUUGGUUGGAAGAUGGAAAGCGGUAGAGAAGAUGGAGAAGCAAGCACCUCUCCAGCAACCAUUUUAUCUCUUCCUCAGUUGGUACCCACCACAUCCAUUUCAUCAAAUCGAUUUUCAGUUCAUGUUCCUUUGGGAUGGAAGACUUUUCAAGGCCUGUGUAAAUUCAUGA
This is a messenger RNA of Loa loa (African eye worm), 363 nucleotides long. RefSeq lists its product as hypothetical. The transcript is spliced from 2 exons. The record is from RefSeq and is a predicted model, not a curated record. Bases 1 to 363 code for a protein of 120 amino acids. NCBI's taxonomy places the organism in Eukaryota, Metazoa, Nematoda, Chromadorea, Rhabditida, Onchocercidae.